GUUAACGCAUGCGCAAACAUUUUUCCGCGGUGUUAAGUCAAUUAACUUUACUUUUAUGAAAUUAUGAAAUUAUAAAGUAGUUUUAGUGUACCAAUCAGAACGCAUAUUUGUGUAAGAUGUCCGGAAAAUUCACUAAAAUAAAUAGACGUACAAAAUUGAAAACAUUUCAAAAACAAACAAAUAGUCUUCCCUUGAUUGUAUUUCAAUAUUUUUUGCAAAGACUGGCACCAGUAAAUAGAUAAAUUACAGGACUGGUAUUUAAUAACAUCAUUUCACCCUUGAGUGAAUUUGACAGGAAUCAGCCGUCUUCGCGGGGGAAGAAACAAAGAAGAAAUAAACCGAAUUUCUUCAGGUAUGACAAUUAUUAAAUUAUGGGCAAAUUUUGUGCGCGAAACUAGUAAGAGGUUUAAUCUCAUCUUUAAAUCUUCACUGAUUAAUGUCACGUGAAAAUUUGGCACUGUUAUCAGUAGGAUGCUUUACAUUAUCCAAUCGCAAACAUCGGAUAUUACAGCAUUUACAAAGCAUGUUCAAUCUAAGCGUAAAAUUGUCUCGAUUUUUACAGAAUUUCAUUAGGAAAAAAUUAUAUAUUAUUUUAAUAAUCUACCAUGGUCUGUGUACCUAAGCAACUAAAACACUCAUCGACAUAUCGAGCGAAAAUUUAUCGUCCUAACGAGAGGCUUUCGGUUGAAACGUCAAAGUGUUUAUAGUAAUUCGUGGAGUUCAGACAAACCAAGCGUGGCAGCCUAUUGUAGAAAACUAUCAUCACUGGAUCCCCACGUUUGAGAUAUAUGAUUUUAAUACUUAAUUAUUACAUAGAGUAGAAGGUCAUAUCAGGGAAUGUUACAAUUUUCAAACAGCAUAACUGAAAUGUCUGGGAAGAUACAGUCUGAAAGUUAAAUUGUAUGAUGGAACUAAUCUCGAAUUAUUAUAAGAACAUUUAUAUUCACUGGUUUUCACGUUGCAAAAGAGUUGAACUCCUUCACUGCUUUUGAAGCGGCGGGAGCGCGUUCAUAAACCUUUCGUCGACAGCUAUGAGUCAACAACGUUGAUUUAUGGAAGGGUGUCUGUCAGAAAUGUAGCUCUUUUAGUCCUUUUAACAAGCUUUGAUAGUCGCUCAGAGCCUGCAUAUAAGACGUUUUGAGCCGGUUUGUUCAUUGAAUGAGCAUCACUCAUAAUGAGGAUAAUGAGCAUAAAGUCUGCAGUUGACAGUUAUGGUCAAUAUUUACUGUUGCUAAGGCGAUAUUGCUAGGGAGAUUACAAUGUAGUCAAUAUAGGCUUACGCUUUUACAUCCGGGUCUUACAUACGGGACUUAAAUCUGGCCCCCAAUAAGAAACUUGAUUGUGUCCUUAAGUUUGAUCGUCAUCCCCAUUCCACUGUUUCAUAAACUUUAUGUUGACUAUAAUAUGAUCACGUGCACAUUGUCAGCCCCGAGUUCAUGCUACUGUUUUGCGUGCACCCAAGGAAAUUCAGAAAGUGUCAAUUUUUUGUUAUGCAGACAACGAGUUCAUCUUCAUUAUUACAAAUUAUUCUCUUAAAUUACCAGGUAUCUUCAUUUUCUAAUUGUUUAUAUACAUAAUAUCAUUAUUGCAUUAAUAUUUUUACGUAGCAAUCACUAUGACUUCGUUCUGGCCAUUGAAAAGCAGCCUCUUGGCUAUUUUACUCAUUUGUGCUCAUCAGUGCACAGGAAAAGCAACUAAAAGUAAGUUAUCUCAAACGUAGUUACCUGUUAAUAAAUUUAUACGUCUCUUUUUAUAAGCUAUUGACAAUAUGUUAAAACUAACUAAAAACGAUUCGGAAUUGAUAAUAAUUAUAUAAUAUUUCAAUUAAUUCAUGAUGUUAAUCAUUUUAUAAGAUAAUUUAAUAGAAUGAUAGUUUGAUCAGAAUUCGCAUCCGCAGUAAAUCUGAAAUUGAUUAUUUCGUAGUCGCUUAUUACAUACUGUAUGGUUGCGUAAAUGUGUCUAAAUCUAUCUUAAUCAUGAAAACGAGGCUCUAUAAACAAGACUACGCAUUUUCCGAAAGGGUGUAUUACAAAUACAUCUAAGUAAUCACGUAGUUCGCUUUCUAAUAUAAAGUACUGUUCAUCGUUUUCUAAUGGCAGUGACAAGAUAAAGCGCUCUCAAGUCAAUGUACCAGACACGGAAACGAUGCUCUUUAGGCAUGCAUGCCUUCGAGUAGUCUUGUAAAUUAGGCGCAAGCCAAUUUUAAUAACUAGACCUUUUGCGGUGUAUAAUUUUAAUAUACUUUUAAUUAAGGUUAAUUCAUUACCCUAAAUUCUCGAUUAGCUUCUCCUUUUUAAUCCUCCAGCUUGGUUGAGAAAGGAAUAUAUCAACAUCGUCGUCCUGCCCGUCAUAUUGACAACUAAGUAGCCUACUAGUUAAAACAUGAACAGCCGAUCUUUAUCUGAUAUACAAACUCGAGCCGAAGGCAAGAGUUUGUAUAUCAGAUAAAGAUCGGAUGCAAAUGUUUUAGCGUAUUUAUAAAACGACCCAUCUUACGAGUUUAUAGGCAAAGAAAUUUUUAAAAUAAACUUUGUCUAAGCAGAGAAAAUCAUAACUGAAGUUUAUGUAAAUCAGGACAAAUCUUUAUCCGAUUUACAAACAUUGAUUAAACAUUCAUUUUUUUUUAAAUUUUGUACAUGAAUUAUUAUUAAUGAGUAUUUUAAAUUGUUAUUGCAUAAGAUUUUUGUACCAAUUGUCUGAUAUUUUCUGGCUUAUUAUAGCUAAAGGAAAAACAGGUGGACUAGAUGCCCAAAAAGCAAAAGAAGUACAUAAAGCUGUCUCGCAAUUACUGGAACAUAAAAUCGGUAGGUUAAGAAUGGGUCACAUACUCACAGCUCUAUAGCAGUUCUUAAGGUGUAGUUAAAUUUUCCUAUUUCCCCACAAACUGUAUAUAUGUAGACAGCUUUUACAAGUAACAGAGCGUACAAUAUAUGUCAGGAUUUCAGUCAAGAAAUUAAUAAUGUUAAUUAUUGACUUUGAAAGGCCAGAAAUUGAAAGAAGCUGCAAAAGAAGUGAAGCAUGCUGUUGACAACGCAUUAGGUAAGAAAGAUUAAACUUAGAAAUUUAAGAUAUUUUCUUUUUCUUCACUAUAAUUUACAUUCAAUUUUGUCCUCUAAAUUUCGGGAAGGCCAACCAUAUUUCUGAUGCAUGUCAUGAUAAAAAAUAAUAGAGCAGAAUGAGACUGUGGAUUAAUAGUUAUUUACGAAAAUAUUUUACAUCUGCAUAUACAUUAAAGAUGAUGUCCACUUCUGUGCGCAUGCGCGAACGUUGUUUAUGUUUUGAACUGCUAUAUUUGUAAAAUAUAAUAUACUUACUGAAUAUCUAACACUUUUCUGAUUCGCUAUGCUUGUAAAUUAAUACAAACUCUUCGUUUCAAGUAAAAAAAGUUCGAAAGAUGCAAAAUUGGGGCAAUGUUUAUUUCUGGGGUCCCUCUUUGUUAUGAGAAAAACUGAUGCGCAGAACGGAGUGGAAAUCAUCUUUUAAUAUAUACCAUGUUGUCCCAACUGAAAUAUUUCAACACUCUCUACGCCCCGUUUACACUAUACCGAAUUACUUUCCAUACCGGAUUAAUUUUCACUCCGAAGUAAAAACAAGGGUAUUUACACUAUGCAUGCCGCUUCGCUCUGUUGCCAGCUCAUGUCUCGCUGUCGCCAUGGAAACAAGUAAUAUUUUUUGCCAGUAUACUAAAAUGUAUUAAAAGCAAUAAGCAACACACGUUUUCCUUGUAAGGUAUAACUUUGUUUAAAAAGCUCGACCACCAGACGUUGCUUCGUUUCGCUCUAAUCCAAAAUUGACUAGCAUUUCUUUAAAUUUUGCCCUAUCGAAAGGGAAAAGUCAAUGUUAUUGUCGUUUUCUUUAUUUGUCUUCGCCAGAAAUAGUAAAUGGUUGUAAGGCGAAACAAGCGACAGCUCUAAAGUACUGUAAAAGCGAGCAAAAAAGGCGCCAAUGGUAAAACGUACACGCCAAAACCGAUUUUGUACCGAAGCGUACCAGUUUGGCCUGAUUAUACACUGCUUCGGCACAUACCCGAUUACAUUUCAUAUCAUCUCCAAAGCGGAGUGAUUUUUACGCCGCAUCGCGCGUACCGGAUGACUGUGGCGUAGUGUAAACAGCAGCCGAAUCCGGUAUGAAAAUCGCUACGCUGCGAUGCAAUCCGGUAUAGUGUAAACAGGGUCUAAAUUAAUGUGGUGAUUAAUUUUAUAAAGAUGCAAUCAUGUUAAACAUGCUGUCAUGAAUAUUAUUGAAUAUUGACUGAAUCCAAAUUUACCUAACCACCAAAAUUGUUGCCUAACCACCAAAAUGCAUCAAGGCAAUUUUCAACCAUAAUGCAUUAAGGGGUUAGUAUAGGCAAAGGCACGUCUAAAAUUGUUAGAAAACUCAUUUACCUACUAAACCUUCCAUAAAAAUGUCAAAACGUUUGCUUGUUACACAAAAAAAUCGUUUGUUCAUGUUAUUUUUUGUGUUUAUUCUUUUAUUCGUGUAUGUAUAAAGCUACUGCUUGCUAUAAAAUUACAUAUACCGCUGGUUCAAUCAACAGUGUUAUCUGUAGAUUGCCUUAUUUCUAUACUAGAUUACAAGUAGCUGUAAGCUAUUGGCGAAUCAGAAGACAUGUAUAGUGACUACAAUGUAUAAUAAAAAGUGUUAAAGUAGCAUUUAAUACGUUUACCAAUUCUUUACAGGAAAACAUCUGAACAAUGCUCAUCAUAUUCUCAAACACAAAGACGGUAUGUGAACAAAUUCAGCAAGUGGUUCUUGAGAUAUAUAUUUUUUGAGAUAUUCAUUCAAAUUUCAUAUAUCGACAUAAAUAACAAAUUAUUUAAUAAUAGUCUUAGCAUUAAGCUCUACAUAUACAGUUUGCAUUUUGUUUUGUCACCGGCAAUAAAGAUGAGUAAAAUGAUGAGUAAAAACAUUGCGGACUACCGUACAUAACAGUAUACACCCUAUGUUGUCUUGUUUCGAAAGUUGUUGUUCAGAUUUUAUAGAAAAUAAAAUUUUGUUCAGAAAGCUUUCUAUUUUGCGAAAAUAAAAUCUCGCGAAAUAUUGCCUCGAAACGUCGCGAAAUUAAGUAUUUAUUUAUGGACAAUGUUGUAUUAAAUUGCAGUUUUGACAGUGUCAUACAUCGUAAUUUGGUAUUUUAUUGCUUUUAAUUUAGCUCUCGUAUACAGUUUUGAUUAGAUGUCAAUCUCGGCACGAUGUAACAAUAUGAAUAAGCUCAUUUUCAUUACUGUUUUAUAACAAUUAUUAAGCCGCAGAUGUUCUUUAUCUUUUAAUUUAUUUUUGUUUGUUGUUGGCAGACGACACGUGCAAAAAGUCUUCGCUUCAUGUCACUUUUAAUUGGUGCUAUGUAAUAUGCAGCUGGUAGAUUUAUUUCUGAUAAAAGAUCACUUUUUAGAUAACACUUAUUUUACUGGGACCGGAAGAAGCAGUACGAUUUGCGAUUCCGACACAUGAUUAUCAUAGAUAAUCAAAUAACGGAUCUAAUCAUGUGAUUUAAUGUUCAUAUAAUGUAGAUAUUUCAUCAGACUUUUAAUAUUUUGAAGGAAGGCGAAGGGGGGAGGGGGAGGUGUACACUCAUUAUCGAAGAAUACCGGCAAAAUUCAAUCGCCUGGCGUUAAGGCUCUUUUCUCAUCACAAAAACACCUCUCAGCGAGCUUGCGAGUGCUUGCGAGGACUAGUGAGUAACUCGCAGCGAGCUUGCGAACACUCGCAGCGAAGUUAAAUAAUUUGAACAAUAUUUUCUGAUCGCGCGAACAAAGAAGACCAGUAGCCAAUAGAAUUCUAUGAAAAUAUCACAUGACUACCAUCAAAUAUCACGUGGCGAACCCAAAAACAUUUUACAUACUUGAGACGUCUUCUCCUACGUCGUCUUAAAUAAAGAAAGAGCAAAAGGCGCAGAUUUAAAGCGGCCGCCAUUUUGCAAAAACGUGAAUUAGUCACGCGAGAUGGAAGUGUGGAAAUUGAUCUGCGAGCUUGCGAGGACUCGCAAGCUAGCUGCGAGCUGUUUUUGCGAUGAGUGGAAAAGAGCCUUUAGCAAGAAUCAGUGGCAAAUCUACCCAGAGCAAAAAUUCAGAAAAACGAUUCAAUGUAGUUUGCUAUGUUUCGAUAAUUUUGUUCCAUAACGGCUUGUUCAAUAACAUUUCAAUCAAUUAUAUACGACUUUGUAUUACAAGAUGCCCUAUAAUAUUGCCUAUCAAAAUAUUCUACCAAAUGCGCCAAUUGAAAUAUCUUGCCUACGAAACAGUUUCUGUUUAGCCAUAAAUUUUGCAAUUAGUCCUUUAAGGCCCGUUUCAUACGCCGUACUUCACAUGUGCUGAAUACAUUAAAGACAAUAGAUAAUGAGCUGAAAUGCCUCAUUAUCUAUUGUUUUUAAUGUAUUCGGCACAUGUGAAGUACGGCGUAUGAAACGGGCCUAACCAAGCGCGGAAAAGCAAUAAAUAUGUUUAUAAAUAUUGCAUCCAUGCAAUUUUAAUUCAAAUUCAACCAAACUUAAUAAUUCUUCAUUGGACCUUGUAGUACAUCAUUUUGUCUUUGUUCCAUGUAUAGCAUGCACAUUUUCUUAUUUUUAAACCAUUUAACACUUCAUGAGUUAUUGGUGAUAAAAAUACACACACAAAGAAAACUUCGUGAGUUAUUGGUGAUAAAAAUACACACACAAAGCAAACACACAAACAACCAAACAAGCCGAGGUGUUUGUGAAAACGUAACCUUCUCACGGAGGUAAUUAAUUAUAUUUUAGAAUUCGAGCUUGAAGGUUUCCCAGAUGCAGUGGAAGAAGUUAAAAACAGUGAAGACGAUGGUUCACUCUCUGAUGACAAUGAAGUAAGUGGAAGCAAAGAUGACGAGGGCGAUGGUGAUGUAGCCGAUGAAGAAGGAGAUACCUUAGCACCAAUGGAUGUGCCAUUAAUCCCAGUAGAGAAUAAAGAAUCACCAAAACAUGUCACCAAACAUACAAAACCAGAACCUCCACAUAAAUCUGAAAAGAAAAAGCAAAAAGAUAAAAAGAAAGUAACAAAGGCGAAACAUUUAAAAAAAGAAAAGCAUACGAAGCAUUCAAAAUUGAAGCUCAAAAGAAAGAAAACUAAACAUAACAAACAAAAGCAUCAAGAACACCAUAAACACCAUAAUCACAGGCACAAAGACAAAAGUAAGUAUAUGUUAACAGUCGCGUAAUUAUGACACACCCACUACUAAGAAUGUAUGUUUCUUCCAAAAUUUCUAUUGUUAACGGUCAAAAAAGUAUCAAAGAGCUGGAAACGUUUUACCAUUAUUACCAUUAUUAUAAAGCAUUUUCUAAAACGGCGCUCAACUUUGCAUUGAUUUUAGAUAUUGCACAAAUCAAUACAACUUUACAUUCUUCUUUCUCUUCAAUAGAAAACGAAGAUGAUGAUGCUGAUGCAUUUAACGUCAACAAAUUAUUUCCCCCAAAGAAACACGACUGGAACAAAUUCGACCCAAAUGCCCAUCCCUGGAUCGGAACUCAGUAUUCAGACUCAAAGCAAGCAAAACCGUGGUUCAUUCGUCCUGCCGGUCAAGCACACAGAAAACUAUUGAAAUAGCCAAUAAAAAUUUUCGUUUCCAUUGUCCUUUAAAAUCUGCUGACUGAAUUGAUAAUACCAAAAUGCCGGAGUAGCUAUUUUUCGCAAGCUACAAUAUCUGUUAAUAUACUUAUUGUUGUUAUAUGGUCGUUUGAAACGCUUGGUAAUACAACUUACUAAUGUCAAAACGAAAUAUAUUAAAUCAAUAAGUGGAAUUCAACAUGCUACAGUCAGGCGAUAGAAAGGGGGAGAUAGUACACAACUUCCUCCACUACCUCUCUGCAAAUACCUUUUCCCAGAACUGAAAAUCUAAAAAAAAGUUUUUCUUAUGAUGGGGCGAAAUUGUGGAAUUCCUUACCCCCAGAGUUGCGUGAUUCGGAUUCAUUGCUGAUAUUUAGAAAUGGAAUUACAGCUGCUCACAAUUUUACGUAAUUUAUUGUAAAUAUAGUUAUUAUACAUAGCCAUACUAAUAGGUUAAUUUUUGUAAAUAUUUUUGUAAAUAUUUUUAUAUUGAUGUAAUGAACACGCCCCUCGUGGAAAUCAGCGAAAGUUGACGAGGCUAGCGUGUUGUUUUAAAUAAAGUUUAUCUACCUACCUACCUACCUACCUAUCCACACUACAGCUAUACACAAUGGCAUACAGUAAUAUGAGUACACCAGCGAAUAUUCUUAAAGAAAGUUAUUUUGCUAAUGAUCAUAUUUUCAUACAUACAGUGACAAUAAAAGUAAAUCAAACUGACUACGUUAAGUUUAUUUACAGGUAUAUAUGCUAACAGUACAUACCAUAAUAAAACUGGGAUCCAUAUUUAUAAUCCCAUUGCUUCUUCAAAAUGAAUGGUCUACUUAUCUAAAUUGCACUGCUGUGUGUAGUCUGUGCUAAAUGAUCUAGCCUGUUUUCUUCUGCAAGCCUAUAUUGUAAAUUAGCUGAUGAUUUCAUUGGUUCGAUGCAAGUGUUUUUACUCUGCUAAUAGAAUCAUCCAUAAUUCAUAAAGAAUAAAUAUUUAUCCAGUGAAUUUCCAUAAUACAGCAGAGAAACAUGAUGGUAUUUCAAAAACAACUAUGAAGCGCAUUACACAUUGAUUCUAUAAAUCAUGUGUAUCACAAAGACAUACACACAUUUGAAUUUACCACAACACCCUCGACAGCACCAGGGGAUAUUACAAUGGCAAGGUUGAAUAUUAAGAUUUUUGGUACGUAGACCAGAUGUAAACACGUGAUCCAUAAAUAUGAAUGGAUUUGUAGUCGUGCACCAUACGCAAAAUGAACAAGAUCGCCAAAAUAGCGAUGUUUUUACAAUAAUAUAAUGUAAAUGACAAAAUCAAGCAACAAAUGACAAGAAAUAGAGAACAAUUAAACCUAAUAUGAAAAUUCGGGAUUUCUUGAAUUUUCUUCCCGAUUUCCCUUCGAAUAAAAACAAAAAGUCGUCGGAUGUUCGAGCUGACGACAAUUUCCGAUCAAAUUCAUCAUCCCCAGUCCUCUCAUCAACUUCGGAAUAACUAUUUUAAGGAAUGUUGCAUGAGCGAAUGCUGGUUUGGGAGAAGAAGAGCCUGCAGUCGCUUCUAAUAAAUUUUCGUGCCGCCCUUAUAAUAAAUUCAAAUUCGCUCUAUAGAUUGACCAAUCAUAUCAGAGCAAAAUUUUGUUGUUUAUUUCCUGCGAAAUGUCAAUCACGUUGCCAAAGUAAAUUCACCAUAACUUCUGCAGAUUGUCGAUUUCAAUAAAUAUAUACAGGGAUGGCAAACAUCCGAGUUGUUGAUAAAAGCAAUUCAGUGACAAAAAUUGGAACUGUUAAAGUUAGAGACAUUUGUUUCUCUCGGAUGAGUUUCUCUCGAGGGAACUAA
Molecule: messenger RNA, 9372 nt
Organism: Paramuricea clavata
Lineage: Eukaryota; Metazoa; Cnidaria; Anthozoa; Malacalcyonacea; Plexauridae
Source: the annotation of a GenBank genome assembly